AUGCAGGCCCUGUGGCCUCUCAUGGCCCUGCUGGCCCUGAGCCAGGCCUUGCCCUUUGAGCAGAGAGGCUUCUGGGACUUCACCCUGGACGACAGUCUGCAACUGAUGAACGACGAGGAGGCCUCGGGCGCCGGCACCACAUCCGGAGCCCCGGACCUGGACUCCCUCACCCCCACCUUCAGUGCCAUGUGUCCUUUCGGCUGCCAUUGUCACCUUCGUGUUGUUCAGUGCUCUGACUUGGGUCUGAAGACUGUGCCCAAGGAGAUCUCGCCCGAUACCACCCUGCUGGACCUGCAGAACAAUCACAUCUCUGAGCUCCGCAAGGAUGACUUCAAGGGCCUCCAGCACCUCUACGCACUCGUCCUGGUGAACAACAAGAUCACCAACAUCCACGAGAAGGCCUUCAGCCCCCUCCGGAAGCUGCAGAAACUCUACAUCUCCAAGAACAACCUGGUGGAGAUCCCACCCAACCUGCCCAGCUCCCUGGUGGAGCUCCGUAUCCAUGACAACCGCAUCCGCAAGGUGCCCAAGGGUGUGUUCAGCGGACUCCGGCAUGUGAACUGCAUCGAAAUGGGCGGGAACCCCCUGGAGAACAGUGGUUUUGAACCCGGAGCCUUUGACGGCUUGAAACUCAACUACCUGCGCAUCUCAGAAUCCAAGCUCACCGGCAUCCCCAAAGACCUCCCCGAGACCCUGAACGAACUCCACCUGGACCACAACAAGAUCCAGGCCAUUGAGCUGGAAGACUUGCUGCGCUACUCCAAGUUAUACAGGCUGGGCCUGGGCCACAAUCAGAUCCGGAUGAUCGAGAACGGAAGCCUGAGUUUCCUGCCCACCCUAAGGGAGCUGCACCUGGACAAUAACAAACUGUCCCGUGUGCCCGCGGGGCUGCCUGACCUCAAACUCCUGCAGGUGGUCUACCUGCACUCCAACAACAUCACCAAGGUGGGAGUCAACGAUUUCUGCCCCAUCGGCUUUGGGGUCAAGCGGGCCUACUACAAUGGGAUCAGCCUCUUCAACAACCCCGUGCCCUACUGGGAGGUGCAGCCGGCCACCUUCCGCUGUGUCACCGACCGCCUGGCCAUCCAGUUUGGCAACUACAAGAAGUAG
Messenger RNA from Elephantulus edwardii (Cape elephant shrew), 1110 nucleotides. It is a transcript of the gene BGN, whose product is annotated as biglycan. NCBI's taxonomy places the organism in Eukaryota, Metazoa, Chordata, Mammalia, Macroscelidea, Macroscelididae. The record is from RefSeq and is a predicted model, not a curated record. The transcript is spliced from 7 exons. Bases 1 to 1110 code for a protein of 369 amino acids. Gene Ontology annotation, molecular function: protein binding.